AUGUUAUUCUUGAUAGACACAAGAAACUACUGGUUAGAUAAAAUGGCUCGUCAGUCGCGUGGAUCGGAAUCUAAAAGAGUGACAGCUGAAUUGUUCACUUUGACAUAUGGUGCUCUUGUUGCUAAUAUUGUUAGAGAUUUCGAUACAGAUGCAGAAAUUAAUGAGCAGUUGGACAAAAUCGGAUUUAACAUUGGUCUAAAGUUGGUUGAAGACUACUUAGCGCGUGGGAAUCCUGGUCGUUGUAACGAUUUCAAAGAAACCGCUGAAGCAAUCGUAAAAGGCUUCAAAAUCUUUUUAGGCAUAACUCCAACUAUUUGCAAAUUCAAUUCAGCUGGCGAUGAAUUCAGUCUUGUUUUGGAGAAUAAUCCAUUAACAGAAUUUGUUGAUCUUCCUGCUGAACAUCAAAACCUGCUUUAUUCCAACGUAUUGGCUGGUGCGAUACGUGGUGCUUUGCAUAAUGUACAACUUGAAGUUGAGGCUCGAUUUGUUCAAGAUCAAUUACGUGGUGAUCAAAUCAAUGAGAUACGCGUAAAAUUUAUUCGUCGUAUAGAAGAAAUUAUUCAAGGAGAUGAUUAA
Messenger RNA from Schistosoma margrebowiei, 576 nucleotides. Lineage: Eukaryota; Metazoa; Platyhelminthes; Trematoda; Strigeidida; Schistosomatidae. The record is from the annotation of a GenBank genome assembly.